AUGAGAGAUUCUGAUGAUGAGAAUUUGGGUUUUACCAUAAAUUCCGAUGGGGAGCUUGAAGAUGAAAGACUGGAAUUCAAUCGCAAAUCCGACAUGAAGAAACCAGAAUUUAAACUAAAACAGAAGUUUGCCACAGUUCAAGUACUAUUGAGAGAUGCAUUGAGGGAGCAUGCUAUUCAAGGUGGAUGGGAGUAUAUCUUCAUCAAGAAUGAUAAGACAAGGAUGCGGGUUGUAUGCAAGGAGGACAAUUGUCCCUUCUUUUUGUUUGCUUCCAAAAUACAGCAUGAGAGCACUCUCAUGAUCAAGGGAUAUGAUGGUACACACAAGUGCACAAGAAAAUUUAACAAUAGCAUGGUGAAGCUUAGAUAUUUGACAGCAAAGUUUAAGGACCAGAUUGUGGUUAAUGAGAGUGUGAAGCCAGAAUCUCUUGCAAAGACAAUGUCAUCAACCAUUCGAGCAAGGGUUUCCAAGUCAAUGGCAUAUAAAGCUAAAAGGGCAGCUGUGUUGGAAUAUGAGGGAAGCAUCCGAGAGCAAUAUACAUGGCUUUAUGAUUAUGGCAGGGAGCUUCAGAGGGUUGAUCCAGCAACCUCUAUUGAUAUUAAAUGA
Messenger RNA from Rosa chinensis, 606 nucleotides. RefSeq lists its product as uncharacterized. The record is from RefSeq and is a predicted model, not a curated record. The transcript is spliced from 2 exons. NCBI's taxonomy places the organism in Eukaryota, Viridiplantae, Streptophyta, Magnoliopsida, Rosales, Rosaceae. The coding region runs from base 1 to 606 and encodes 201 amino acids.